AUGAAUGACGUCCUCCGCGCUUUUCUCUGCAAGUUCGUACUUGUCUUUUUUGAUGACAUACUCAUUUACAGCCAUUCUUUGGAGGAGCAUGUAGCCCAUCUUGGCAAGGUAUUGUCUGUGUUGCAGCAACACCAAUUGUACGCCAACGCCAAGAAAUGUAGUUUCGGACAGCGGUCGAUUGAGUACCUUGGCCAUAUAGUGUCCGCUGAGGGUGUUUCGGCUGAUCUGGUUAAGGUAGAAGCCAUGGUAAGUUGGCCCCCACUUGCCGAUUUGAAGGAGUUAAGGGGAUUUCUUGGGUUGAUGGGUUAUUACCGGAAGUUAGUGGCGGGCUAUAGUCAAAUUGCGGGGCCAUUAAUUAACUUGCUCCGGAAGGACAAUUUCCGGUGGGAUGCGGAGGCGUUGCAGGCCUUUGAGGGGCUGAAACUAGCCAUGACGCGUGUACCGGUUCUAGCGCUGCCGGAUUUCACAAAGCCUUUUGUCCUUGAGUCGGAUGUGUCGGGGUUUGGAGUGGAGCGGUUUUGA
Messenger RNA from Morus notabilis, 522 nucleotides. RefSeq lists its product as uncharacterized. NCBI's taxonomy places the organism in Eukaryota, Viridiplantae, Streptophyta, Magnoliopsida, Rosales, Moraceae. The transcript has a single exon. The record is from RefSeq and is a predicted model, not a curated record. The coding region runs from base 1 to 522 and encodes 173 amino acids.